UCCGGUUGUGUGAUCGAAAAGAUCAUCCGCGAUUCCGCAAUCUACCUCGAAUUUUCCAGCUGCCCACAGAUUGUCCGUGCAAGAAACCGGCGCGUUCUUUAUUUAUCCCAGUCGUUUUAAGUUAAAUUUUGUGAAAAUAGGAACCACUACCAGCAUGGCCGUUACAAAUGUAACCAGCGUUGAUCAGUACAAUAAGCUAAUAGGAUCAUCAUCAGUAACGGUUGUGUUGUUUUCCGCCGAAUGGGCCGACCAGUGCAAACAGAUCCUUUCGGUCAUGUCCGAGAUGGCAAAACAAACGACCUUCAGCGGGCUGCAGUUCCUGGAUGUUCCGGCGGAGGACUUGUCCGAGGUGGCACUGAAACAUCAAAUCGAUGCGGUCCCGACGGUGAUCUUCUUCAAAGCCGGUACAGCGGUGGAUCGAAUCGACGGAGUGGACAUUGCUGCGCUGACGAUCAAGUGUCGCAAGUUGGCCGGUUCCGUGGCUGAUGCGCCUGCCGCGGCCACUUUGGAGGAUAGACUGAAGGCACUGAUAAACCGCUCCAACGUGAUGAUAUUCAUAAAGGGUGACCGGAAUACACCCCGCUGUGGAUUCUCCAAGCAGCUGAUAGCGAUCAUGAACGAGACGGGGGUGCAGUACGAUACGUUCGAUAUUCUCACCGACGAAGAGGUUCGGCAGGGCCUGAAGACCUACUCGGAUUGGCCUACUUAUCCGCAGGUUUACGUCAAAGGUGAGCUGAUCGGUGGACUCGAUAUCAUCAAGGAGCUGCUAACCGGAGGAGAACUCAACGCGACUCUGGAUGCUUAAUAAUUGAUGCUGUGGGACGCCGGAAGUAUUCCUUUCCCCCCAAAGGGACAAAAGAGUGAGGUAAAGCUUGUUUUUUUUUUCUCUUAGUCUUCGUUCAUAUGUUGAUAAGCAACAACACAUGGGACAUGGAAAUUAUUAGAAUUGGAUGAGUGCACAUUUUGAGUUUUCGAGAUUA
This is a messenger RNA of Ochlerotatus camptorhynchus, 980 nucleotides long. It is a transcript of the gene Grx3, whose product is annotated as Glutaredoxin 3. The transcript has 3 exons. NCBI's taxonomy places the organism in Eukaryota, Metazoa, Arthropoda, Insecta, Diptera, Culicidae. Gene Ontology annotation, biological process: intracellular iron ion homeostasis. Gene Ontology annotation, cellular component: cytosol; nucleus. The coding region runs from base 155 to 805 and encodes 216 amino acids. The record is from RefSeq and is a predicted model, not a curated record.